This is a messenger RNA of Sebastes umbrosus (honeycomb rockfish), 1353 nucleotides long. Its product is annotated as putative proline-rich protein 21. The transcript has a single exon. Lineage: Eukaryota; Metazoa; Chordata; Actinopteri; Perciformes; Sebastidae. The record is from RefSeq and is a predicted model, not a curated record. The coding region runs from base 1 to 1353 and encodes 450 amino acids.
AUGAAUUUCCAUGUAAAGUUUGGUGAAGUCUGCACCCCAGUCAGACUCUCUGGAAGUCUGCACCCCAGUCAGAUUCUCUGGAAGUCUGCACCCCAGUCAGACUCUCUGGAAGUCUGCACCCCAGUCAGACUCUCUGGAAGUCUGCACCCCAGUCAGACUCUCUGGAGGUCUGCAUCCCAGUCAGACUCUCUGGAAGUCUGCACCCCAGUCAGACUCUCUGGAAGUCUGCACCCCAGUCAGAUUCUCUGGAAGUCUGCACCCCAGUCAGACUCUCUGGAAGUCUGCACCCCAGUCAGACUCUCUGGAAGUCUGCACCCCAGUCAGACUCUCUGGAAGUCUGCACCCCAGUCAGACUCUCUGGAAGUCUGCACCCCAGUCAGACUCUCUGGAGGUCUGCAUCCCAGUCAGACUCUCUGGAAGUCUGCACCCCAGUCAGAUUCUCUGGAAGUCUGCACCCCAGUCAGUCUCUCUGGAGGUCUGCAUCCCAGUCAGACUCUCUGGAAGUCUGCACCCCAGUCAGUCUCUCUGGAGGUCUGCAUCCCAGUCAGACUCUCUGGAAGUCUGCACCCCAGUCAGUCUCUCUGGAGGUCUGCAUCCCAGUCAGACUCUCUGGAAGUCUGCACCCCAGUCAGUCUCUCUGGAGGUCUGCAUCCCAGUCAGACUCUCUGGAAGUCUGCACCCCAGUCAGACUCUCUGGAAGUCUGCACCCCAGUCAGUCUCUCUGGAGGUCUGCAUCCCAGUCAGACUCUCUGGAAGUCUGCACCCCAGUCAGACUCUCUGGAAGUCUGCACCCCAGUCAGACUCUCUGGAGGUCUGCAUCCCAGUCAGACUCUCUGGAAGUCUGCACCCCAGUCAGAUUCUCUGGAAGUCUGCACCCCAGUCAGUCUCUCUGGAGGUCUGCAUCCCAGUCAGACUCUCUGGAAGUCUGCACCCCAGUCAGUCUCUCUGGAGGUCUGCAUCCCAGUCAGACUCUCUGGAAGUCUGCACCCCAGUCAGUCUCUCUGGAGGUCUGCAUCCCAGUCAGACUCUCUGGAAGUCUGCACCCCAGUCAGACUCUCUGGAAGUCUGCACCCCAGUCAGACUCUCUGGAAGUCUGCACCCCAGUCAGACUCUCUGGAGGUCUGCAUCCCAGUCAGACUCUCUGGAAGUCUGCACCCCAGUCAGACUCUCUGGAAGUCUGCACCCCAGUCAGACUCUCUGGAAGUCUGCACCCCAGUCAGACUCUCUGGAAGUCUGCACCCCAGUCAGUCUCUCUGGAAGUCUGCACCCCAGUCAGUCUCUCUGGAGGUCUGCAUCCCAGUCAGACUCUCUGGAAGUCUGCACCCCAGUCAGACUCUCUGGAAGUCUGCAUAA